AUGAAAGAGCAUAAUGACUUUACCGUUGAUAUUGGAACCACCCAGGCCGAUUUCGAACAAACGCACGUUAAGAAAUUUUGGCUAUUCCAAGAUGCUUCUACCCGGCUAUCUGCAUUCAUUGCAGAGUGGACACCCUUUGGGCUUGUGGUGUCAUACUUCGUCUUUUCAACUUGCCUUUACACUUAUUGCAGUGACGAGCUCGUUGCAAUCUUCUGGUUCAUCUACAUGUGCACCAACUUCUACAUUGCUGGUGCAACAGUGCUUGAAGCUUUCAUGAGUAUCACACCUUGCCGUGAGGCAAGGAAAGUCGUCACCCAAGCAGAAGAGAAAGGCUGGCUUUUUCCAACACCACACAACAAUCUCCUGAUACUUGAUCUCAUCAUCGUGGCCUAUCUUCCAAAUGAAAAGGAUAUCAUCAUGGAUCGUGCCAUUUAUGCAUUGGAGCAGAUCGACUACCCAAAAGAUAAAUUGCGCAUCAACAUUCUCUACAACACGCCACAUCCUAUUGAACCACUGGAGAGCGAACUUUACGGUUUAGAAGAAAAGUAUUCCCACGCUCGAGUCAUUAAAGUCCCCAAUUCUACGUCUAAAGCAGACAAUCUCAACUACUUCUUUACACUGGACACUGGAUCUGACCUCAUUGCCAUAUAUGACUGCGAUCAUUAUCCGCACCCUAACAGUCCUCGCUGGGCAGUCGAGAGAUUCAUUGCGGAUCCAGAGACAGACAUUGUCCAAGGCAGGUGCAUUGUCUUCAACUCAGGAGACACAUUUCUCUCCAGUAUGAUCGCUGUAGAGUUUGACAAAAUAUAUGCCGUGUCUCAUCCUGGGCGCGCUGCAAUGUGGGGAUUCGGUCUGUUUUGUGGCUCUAAUGGUUAUUGGCGAACGUCCCUGCUGCGCGAUCUCCGUAUGGACGGCAACAUGCUUACGGAAGAUAUUGAUUCUGCUUUACGUGCAUUUUCCCGCGGAUCAAAAACAGUCCACGACCUCAAUGUAACUUCCUAUGAGCUUGCACCUACGACGCUAUCCGCUUUCUGGAAACAACGAUUACGAUGGGCACAAGGCUGGGCACAAGCAAGUAUGAAGCAUUUGAAGAUGAUCUACAACAAACCGUUAGAGCCCCUACACGACAACUACAGUCGUGACUUCACUGCUCGAUUCGGCAUACUUUCGCUUCUCUUCAUUCGAGAGAGUUCAUAUUACCUUGUGACUCAGUACACUUGUUUAGUACUCAGUUUCCUCAUCGUCAAAUUUCCAUCUUCUGGCGCGGAACUUUGGAAGCUCGUAUACUUCCAAUACCCUGUGUCACAGUGGCUUUUCAUCAUAAGGCUCGUACAACACCGGAUUAUAAUUUGUUUGGUCGCAACGCUGUGGAUCACCAAUCAGGUCAAGUCCGAGUUCGUUUCUCGAAAAAUGAUCAUUUUGUUUUCUAUCCAGUAUCCGUUCUACUUGGUUUUUAUGGCAGUUAUCGGGCUGUAUGGACAUGCCCGACAGAUUGUCAAGUACAGCAACUGGAACCCUACCGCCAGGAAGUAA
Molecule: messenger RNA, 1533 nt
Organism: Aaosphaeria arxii CBS 175.79
Lineage: Eukaryota; Fungi; Ascomycota; Dothideomycetes; Pleosporales
Product: glycosyltransferase family 2 protein
Exons: 5
Coding region: 1-1533 (510 amino acids)
Biological process (GO): proteolysis
Molecular function (GO): aspartic-type endopeptidase activity
Source: RefSeq, a predicted model, not a curated record